Protopolystoma xenopodis is the source of this 492-nucleotide messenger RNA. The record is from the annotation of a GenBank genome assembly. NCBI's taxonomy places the organism in Eukaryota, Metazoa, Platyhelminthes, Monogenea, Polystomatidea, Polystomatidae.
AUGGCGUGUGGCUAUGUUGAUGACUUCUGCUUGUCUCGUGUUGGACGUAUCGCCAGCCUCAGCUUUCUUGAUUUAAGCGAAUGCCCUAAAAUUACGGCUAACGGUUUAGCCUCACUGAGCCACCUCAGGAAUCUUCGAUACUUGUCUCUGGAUGAUAAUCCUCUACUCGAGCAUAGAGAACUUGUCAGUCUUCUGCUUGAGGAUAAGCUGCCUCACCUCUACAUUCAGGGUGUCGAAUAUGUUGGCCAACUUCCAGCUGAUUCACUUCGUCGCAUCCUGGCCCUGGCCCCUCCAAACGAAAAUCCUCUAUCUGAAGAUAACCGAGAGACUGGUGACUCGACUUUGACUCUGCCAACCUCCAAAGAUGAAAUCCUUUCACUCAACCAAGGGCCACCACCCACAGAUUCAGAGGCGCGUUUACCACAUAAAACGAAAAUGGACGAUAAUACAGGAAUGGAUUAUCGAGAUCUUCGAAAACUUGUUAUAGAAUAA